Coturnix japonica (Japanese quail) is the source of this 1312-nucleotide messenger RNA. RefSeq names its product acrosin-like. Gene Ontology annotation, molecular function: serine-type endopeptidase activity. The record is from RefSeq and is a predicted model, not a curated record. Gene Ontology annotation, biological process: proteolysis; acrosome reaction. Lineage: Eukaryota; Metazoa; Chordata; Aves; Galliformes; Phasianidae.
GACAUCAGCGCCGCGGGCAACGGGCUCACGCUGCGGGCAACGGCCGCGUCGGUGGCGACGAAUCCGGUGGUGCUGGGCUGCCGUGCGAUGAUGGUCGCGCCUCCGGGAGCGAUGGUGCCGCUGCUGCCGCUCGUGGUGCUGCUGGCCGCCUGCCGGCCCGGACACGGUUACACCGGAGCCUGCAACACCUGCGGGACGCGGCCCAUGGCUUAUCAGUACGGGGCAUCGCGAGUGGUGGGGGGCACGGACGCCUCACCGGGGGCCUGGCCGUGGAUUGUCAGCCUCCAAAGUACGUGGUACGUGGGCACGGGGCACAUCUGCGGAGGGUCCCUCAUCACCCCGCAGUGGGUCCUCACGGCGGCGCACUGCUUCGACCAUGCGAGCCCCAACACGCCGUGGCACGUGGUGAUCGGGGGCCACAAUUUGAAGCAGCUGGGCCCCGAAGCUGUUGUACGCAGCGUGGUGCGCAUCAUCCCACACGAGUACUACCACAGGGACAGCAUGGCCAACGACAUCGCGCUGCUCGAGCUGGACCAGCCCGUCCAAUGCAGCUACUACAUCGAGCUGGCCUGCGUGCCCGACAACUCGGUGCGAGUGUCAGAGCUCACAGACUGCUACGUCGCCGGCUGGGGACACAUGGGAAUGAGAUCUCUACAGGAAUAUGUCGAACCGUACCGUGUCCUGCAGGAGGCCAGAGUCCAUCUCAUUGACCUCAACAUCUGCAACAGCAGCCACUGGUACGCCGGGGCCAUACACAGCCACAACAUCUGUGCUGGGUACCCGCAGGGCGGCAUCGACACCUGCCAGGGCGACAGCGGUGGUCCUCUCAUGUGCAAAGAUAAAACUGCUGACUACUUCUGGCUCAUUGGUGUGACCAGCUGGGGGAAAGGCUGUGGGAGAGCACAGCAGCCUGGAGUCUAUGCCUCCACUCAGUACUACCGCAACUGGAUCCUGGUACAGAUGGGAUUGCUUCCAGCAGAAGCGCCCACUUCAACACCAUAUUCAGCCUACGUCACUACCUCCUAUCAGAGGCCCAAACCAACGUACUCGACCCCAUUUAGACCGUGCCCAUUUCCACGCCAAAAACUCCUGGAUUUCUUUAAUAUGCUCCAGGAGCUCCUGCAGAGUUUAGGAGGAAAGAAAGCUCGAUUAGCUGCAUGACCCCCAGCAGGCUGCGACGCACCACGACCCUUUUCUUUGGGGUAAUGCCCAAUGGCAGCCCCAGUGCCAAAGUUCUGCUCUGCCCCAUCCACCCUCCUCUGACUGCACACACAGUUGACCCAGUUGGACAAAUAAAGCUUAUUUUCACAGC